AAAUAAUAAUUAAAAUAGGAGGAAAGAUAAUUGAGUGAGAAACACUUGUACCAGUAUCCGGAUAAAAAAUGGAGACAUCUCUGCGAUAUGGAGGAGAUUCCAAAGCCUUAAAAAUCCAUGCGAAGCAGAAAAUUCGAAUCGACACCAAUACCUUCUUCCAGGUUCGCGGAGAGCUUGACACAAAAAAUGGACAACCUAAUUCUUUGCGUGCCCUCGUUCGACAUUUCUAUCCAGAUUUAUCAGCCACCCUUGGUGUAGGAGUGCAAUAUGAUAAGCUUAACAAUGUUGGAGAGAAGCGAUAUGCUAGAAAUGACAAGUUACGCUAUACUGUACUUGCUAAGAAAACUUUUCUUGUCACCGAAGAUGGUCUUGUUAACUUUAAAAUUAAGGGUGCCUGUGAUGUUGACCAAGAUUUUAAGGAGAGGAAAUCCAGAGGAGGAGCUGAGUUUUCAUGGAACAUAUUCAAUUUUCAGAAGGACCAAGAUGUCAGACUCAGAAUUGGCUACGAGGCUUUUGAACAGGUUCCUUAUGUGCAGAUUAGGGAGAAUAAUUGGACAUUUAAUGCAGACUACAAAGGUAGAUGGAAUGUGAGAUACGACUUAUGAGAAUAGCAGAGCACUUUUUCUGUAGACAUGUUCUGCUUGUCAUUUUUUGGUACACAUGUUCUGUUUCCUACCCCCAACCCUAAGCCUCAUCUAAGAAGAGGGACCAUGAAUACAUUUUAAAUUUGGUCAUUAAAUUGAAGUGCAAUACGGUUGAAAAUAAAUUUGUAUGAUUUAAUGUUUAUUUUAUAAUUUGUAUUAGAAUUCUUAACAGCAAAUUGGCCUGAAAACACAUUAAUUUGUGUACGAAUUAAACUAUAUAAACUAGAUUUGAUGCAGCAAUUAAGACUUUAAUACGAUAUGACAUUA
Messenger RNA from Medicago truncatula (barrel medic), 911 nucleotides. Its product is annotated as outer envelope pore protein 21, chloroplastic. The record is from RefSeq and is a predicted model, not a curated record. The transcript is spliced from 5 exons. The coding region runs from base 69 to 605 and encodes 178 amino acids. Lineage: Eukaryota; Viridiplantae; Streptophyta; Magnoliopsida; Fabales; Fabaceae. Gene Ontology annotation, molecular function: voltage-gated monoatomic anion channel activity. Gene Ontology annotation, biological process: regulation of monoatomic anion transport.